UAGCGUUUUCGUGGAACCACGGGCGCCGCGGAGCGUUUUAUUUUGUCGCGGUUGUCGUGUCGUGCGGUUCUGUUGCUGCGGAGCGCAGCUAGGCCACGCGCAGUUUCGUUCGUUCGUUUCGUUCCGUGCCAGUGUUCCGUUCCGGACCAAUCCGAUACAUCUCCGAUCCUGCUCACGGGUGUUUAAAGCACUUUGAUUUCUACUAAAAAAAACAACGGCAUCCGUUUCCUUCAACUCUCUCUCUCUCUCUCAUCACACUACGAAGCCGGAGAGUGAAUCAUAAUCGCGGCGAAUCAAUAAUAAAUAGAACAUAUUCCAACGGGAGAGCAACCCAUUCAUCGUAUGACGGACGGUUAUAGUGGUGCGGAUUGCUGCAGCUACGGGCAUCCAUUCGUCGUACGACCAUUUUGCGUCUUGGCCAUUGCGUGUGUUAUUCUGUGCAUAAUCUAACCCCCCACAUCCCCUCUUAACCGUGUGUAGCAGUAGCGUGUGUACAGUGUGGUGUGUGCCGGUUUGUGUGUUUGCGAUCAGAAAUCAAACACAGCUGCAUCAGCCAGAUCGAGUUCGAGUUUGAGUAAACCAGCGCGCACACUCAGCGACGGAAGUUGGCCGACGGUUUUUGUUGUACCAGAAGUUGGCAGACGAGCGUGUGAAGAUUUUGAAGUGUUCCCCUGCUCGGCGCACGCAAGUUUGUGCAAAAAGUGUUGGAAAGUUUCAGCGAACCCCGGCGAGAGAUCCCGUCAAGAAGUAACGUCGACCGAAAGACCGAAACGAAAACUUCAGGAAAUUCGAUCGCCCAAGUAUUUGCACAAGCGAAAGGAGCGGAGUGUAGGGAGUGCGAUGUAAAUCGGAACUCGGAAGCAAACAAACAAACAAACAAAAAACAACACGCGGUCUUCACGAGAUCAGGUCGGAAGCAACAGAAAAACAGGCAGAGUUCCAUCUCAAGACCUCAAAACCGAGAGGUGAACGUCGAAAAGUGGAGCAAAAACCCGGGAAGCUCAAAAGGGAAGGAGUGCAGUAGCUCCAGUGCGACUUGAAGCAGAGGAAAAUGAGAAAACAAAUUUUGCACCUUCACUAAAGCGUGCCUUGAGUGUUGCGGAAAAAAAGCAGUUACAGCAAGCGAGCGAGGGAAAAAGGAAAGGAAAAGUGAGGGUGCAAGGGUGCAAAAGUGUCAAUCCCCCGGAAACCCCGCGGGCCGGAAGGUGAGUUGACGACGAAAGGAAAAGAAAAAAAGGAGAAGAGAAGAAGAGAAGAAGUGAAAAGUCAGAUCGCGGAAGAUCAAUUGAUAUUCCUGCCCCCCUCUCUCUCUCUCUCUCUCUCUGUCUCUUCUCGACUUGCAGUGUGCGGCGAAGUUGUGCAAAGAGAAUAGUCGUUGGUGUUACUCCACUUCGGUGUCAGCAGCCGCGUGCUAGUAGUUUGGGUGGGGGUUGACAUCAAUUGUUCCGGAAGCAGAAGAAAGAAAAAAGAAGGAAAGUUAUUGGCGAUAGAGGGUGCAAGAAUCCGAAGGGAAGGUGAAUAGUGUGAACGUGCUCGCGUUGCUGUCCUUUGUCACUUUGCGUACAGCAAACCAUCGUGCAAAAUGGCAUCGAGAAGUGACGUUCGAAAGUUGGGCACGUUCUGGCCGUUCUGGUGGCUGGUGCCAGUGGUGCUGGUGUUGCUGCUCCUGCCGACCAGCUGCAUCGCCCGAGAGGAACCCAUAACAGAUGUGGACCAUCUCUGCCAGCACGUCCAGUGUUCGCUCGAUUGUCCGGACGACAGCUACCUUCAAUCGAAGGAAGAAUAUUUGGCCACCGAAAGCGACGGUACGGACGGGCUGCGCCACCGUCGCGCUAUCGCCAUGAACAACCAUCCCCAGGAAUCGAUCAAGAUCGUCCCAAGUGCGACCGUGUUUUUCCCGCACAACCAACUACAACCGGCCCGGACGCAGCGCCACUUCUGGAAACGCUCUCUUCCCGCUGGCUCGAUCGGCGAUCUGCACGAGAUGUGCUGCCCGAAGUGCAUGUGCCGACCGUGCCCCGUUCCAAGAUGUCCCCCCAAUUUCACCCCCGCGUUCAGUUCGGCUGAGACCGCUCUUCGACAGCCCGGUAACUGCUGCCCGGAUGUUUACUGUAAGGAGUUGCCGCAACCCUUGAAACGGUGCUACUCCAAGAACUUCCCGGGACGAUCGUACGGCGAGGGUGAGGAAUGGAACGAGGAUCCUUGCACGCAGUGCAAGUGCGAGGAUGGUGAGUCCCGGUGCCAGGUGUCGGCAUGCCGGCCACUCAGUUGCCCCCGGAAACGUAGACUCCCCGACCGGUGCUGCCCGGUGUGUGACGAGGAAGGAUCGAUCUUCUGCCAGGGACACGUCAACUGUCCGGUCAGCUGUCGCCAUGGUUACCAGCGGGAGGGCAGCUGCUACCUGUGCCAGUGUGCGCUUCCGGCGGUCAAUGGUACGAUCGUACCACCACCGUCGCCACCAACUGUCACCUCAACCGAGGCGGUGCCAGCCCACCACCCGGCCACGGCGGACAAGAAGGACCCAGCCAACCGUGACCGCGACAAGGUGGAGGAAAAGGAGGAACUGGACAUCGGUGGUAGCUUUGCACCUCCGCCAACACCGGUGGAACCGUCGAGCCGCACGCCGACCUAUCUGUACAUCUUUCUGCUCGCUCUCUGCGUCUGUAUUGCGCUGAUUGCGGUUGCCUGGUAUUGCAUCAAGAACCGGCGCAGUUGCCGUGGCAAGUACAGCACGGUGCCGGUGUCGACGAGCACCAUCACACCGACCACCACGAUUGCGGCGACCACGACGCCGACACUGAUUGCACCGGUCAAGGUGAACUCGGCCGCCUAAUUGUGGGAAAGCGACCAUUUUCCUUCAUUUUCCGUGGAUCAUUUCACGGUCAUCCUAUUCUCCUAAACCUCCCCUCGUAUUCUAUUCUCUACACUCUCCUUACCCCAGAAUUUCCCAUAUUUUACCAACGAACCGUUCGAUCCGACCGAUUGCUCGAUUGUUUCACCGAUCUGUCUUCACAGAUACAGGACUCCGAAUCGGGCAAAUUCGAAACACAAUCAAAACAAUAGCCUCUAACCCCUUUAUUCAAUCCCUACGAAUGCUUCCAAGCAUCUUUAUUGAUUCCCUAUUACCACACUCCCUCUCUCCUCACUCAUUUCCCCCUUUAUUCAAGCGAAAUCGUAUCCUUCGUAAAUCGAAUUCGUGUUGAGCUCGCCGCCAUUAUGAUGAUUCAUUCGAUCCUCACCGCUCUUUAAUCAAUUGAUUGAACAAAACAAAAGAAUUGUGAUAAAGUAAAAAGGUAUGCAGAAGAAGAAAACUAGUAAGACGUGGAAGCGGGCGGCCAGAGAAAAAAAAAAGGCAAACGAGAGUUGCAAAACGUCGAGAGUAAUGAACCGAACGCGAAAUGGAUAGGCGAAAUGGCCGGCCACGAUCCGGCAGCAAACGGUAUUCCUAUAUUGAUUAAUAAUGCAUUACCUUUAUAUUUAUUUAACGACAAACUAUGGAUUAAGAGAAAGGGGAGGGGGAAAAGGGGGAGGAUGCGCCUUCCUCUGGCGCGUUUCGGUCGUCAGUUGGCCGAAUGAUCGCAAUCCUUGCCACGACGACGACGACGACGAGAGGCGCUACAUUAUGUUUUCCGUUUUUUUCCCAACAAAAAAAAAACGAUGGAACCCCCGCCGCCCCCAAUAAAGGAUCAGGCCCAAGAAACCUGUCAUAUGUGAUGUGAAAGUUUGAGCGUGCAUCGUUUUAGUGCGAAUUAUUUUGGGAGAGAAUUCACGAACGAACGAAUUGACAAAAACCAUGCUAGCGCGCUAGGUAUUAUUUGAAUGGUAAGACAACAAAAUGACGAUAAUUUAUGAUUAUGUUUGGUUCGCUCUUUCGUUCCUGACUAUAUAGAGAGCAUACAGCUAGCUAGCUAGUUAGUCCCGCCCACCAUGUUGCUGCUCACCUCUUUCCUGUUGCAGCGCAGUGUUGCUGGUGACUUGGUGGAAAGAGAGUCGCGCAGGCAGAGGAGGGAAAUUAAGAAAGAAAAAAAAACAAAUUAAAAAAAGUUUGUAGAAAACUGAUUAAAGUUGAGGAGGCGCUUCCGUUGGAUGGAAGUCGCGCUAGAAGAGAUGUUUGGGGAAAAUCUUUCUUUUUGCGUAAUGUGAAAGCACUGCGCAGUCGAUCGCAGUGUACCGGAUGGAGAUAAAGUAGCAAAAAAGGGCAACGGGACCGGUUAAAUGAAAUAGCAAAAAUUCUCAUAAUGCUUCCAGAAAAUAUGCAAAACAAAUAAAACGGUGGGCGACAGAGGGCCGUAGACAGAAAACCAGAUAGAUAACUAACACACACCCCGAAAAAAACCGCCAGGAAUUUGUAAAACACAGAAACCGAGAAACGGGAACACAUUGUAUAAAGCUGAACAUAAAUAAAUCUAUGCGAUUGUG
Anopheles aquasalis is the source of this 4419-nucleotide messenger RNA. RefSeq names its product cysteine-rich motor neuron 1 protein-like. Gene Ontology annotation, cellular component: extracellular region. Gene Ontology annotation, molecular function: insulin-like growth factor binding. The record is from RefSeq and is a predicted model, not a curated record. NCBI's taxonomy places the organism in Eukaryota, Metazoa, Arthropoda, Insecta, Diptera, Culicidae. Gene Ontology annotation, biological process: regulation of signal transduction; regulation of cell growth.